CGACCGGAAUUACUGAGUGAAAAAACAAACUCCCAACUUAUUUUUGUUUACCUCAAGCCGUUAGCUCACUUAUUGCCAUACCAUUUUAAGCACUCGUUCUAAGCGGACAACGACGGUUUAUACCAUGAGAACAAUAUUUAUAGUAAGCUUAUUAGCAGUUCCUAUAAUCUUAGUAGUUCUGAGGCAGCCACUGGAGGAGAGCACAAUAACAACAGGUGAUCGAAUCCAGAAUGCGGGCUAUUCCUAUGAAUCCUAUGAUAUUUAUACUGAAGAUGGCUAUGGACUCACCAUAUUUCGUGUAAAGAAUUCUACCUCAACAAAGGCGGAGGGAGAUUCGAGAUCAUCUACUGCUUCACCUACGGCUCCUGUGGUCCUCCUAAUGCAUGGCUUAUCAAGCUCUUCGGAUAUUUGGGUCAUCGAGGGCUUAUCGAAUCCUUUGGUCUAUGAUUUAGUUAAUCAAGGCUAUGAUGUUUGGUUGGGUAACAACCGCGGAAAUAGAUAUGGCAACCGCCAUUUGAAUAUGACAUCGAACGAUAGGCACUUUUGGAGUUUUUCCAUUCACGAAAUUGGUACAUUAGAUUUGCCUCGAAUAAUUGAUUUUAUUUUGGAGCACACCCAACAGCCUUCGCUGCACUAUGUGGGUUACUCACAGGGCACCACUGUGGGAUUUAUAAUGCUUUCCAUGCGGCCCGAAUACAAUCAUAAACUAAAAUCAAUCAGCAUGCUUAGUCCAUGCGUAAUUAUGAUACAUGGAAGUUCGCCAACUAGACAUCUAGCCCGAUUCCUAGGGAUAUAUACUCCAAUACAUUCCUACAUAGGUGACUCGGCCCUUUUUAGACCCUGGAUUAUACGUAAACUUCUGGGCUUCGAGAUGUGUCGCAGUAAAGAUGCCAAUGCAAAAAUAUGCUCUUUUAUCAUCUUUAAACUGUUUGGGGGAUAUUCAGCAUAUCUGGAUGAGUCCCUUUUACCAGAUAUCUUCAAUACUCAUCCAACGACCGCUUCAGCACAUCAGAUACUACAUCUCAUGCAAUUUCAUCACACCAAGAAAUUCAUCCAAUAUAACCAUGGUCCUGAGGUCAAUCAAAAGCGCUACAAUCAAUCAACUCCACCCGAAUACAACUUGUCCAAUAUAAAUCCUCGAUUCCCCAUCCAUUUGUUUUAUAGCGGCUAUGAUGAGUACAUAGCACCAAAGGAUAUUGCAAUGUUAGGCAAGAUAAUGGGCAAUAGGACUAGAGAGCAUUUCAUAGAUUUGGAGAAUUUUUCCCACAUUGACUUUGUAUGGGCAUCCAACAUCAAGGAAGUCAUUAAUCGACCGCUAUUGGAUAUAAUAAACGAAGCGGAAAUGGUAUUGCAAACAGAAGGCAAAUCACCUUUGAAAUUUGAUCGAAAGCAGCAAUUAUAGAAAAAUAUGGAUACGAGUAUUGUGUUUGAAAGCUGGUAAUUAUUUUGGCCCAUGGAAUAAUUUAUUAUAAUUGUCGUUAAUAGCUCUUAAUCUAGUGUAGUGAAAAAAUUAUCAUAUUUGUUGAAGGUUUCAUACUAUGGUCGAUCUCAAUACAUUUCCAUAAAUUUAAUAAUUUAA
Molecule: messenger RNA, 1579 nt
Organism: Stomoxys calcitrans (stable fly)
Lineage: Eukaryota; Metazoa; Arthropoda; Insecta; Diptera; Muscidae
Product: lipase 3
Exons: 3
Coding region: 125-1402 (425 amino acids)
Molecular function (GO): hydrolase activity, acting on ester bonds
Source: RefSeq, a predicted model, not a curated record